Verruconis gallopava is the source of this 1642-nucleotide messenger RNA. RefSeq lists its product as uncharacterized. NCBI's taxonomy places the organism in Eukaryota, Fungi, Ascomycota, Dothideomycetes, Venturiales, Sympoventuriaceae. The coding region runs from base 82 to 1122 and encodes 346 amino acids. Gene Ontology annotation, cellular component: cytoplasmic exosome (RNase complex); nuclear exosome (RNase complex). Gene Ontology annotation, molecular function: RNA binding. The transcript has 2 exons. The record is from RefSeq and is a predicted model, not a curated record. Gene Ontology annotation, biological process: U4 snRNA 3'-end processing; nuclear polyadenylation-dependent rRNA catabolic process; CUT catabolic process.
CCAAAUUGUGUCCACGCGAGGCUCCGCUGUACACGUAUCACGUCUGCAUUCCGCAGUAUCAGUAUUGGUAUAACGGAAAUUAUGCCUAUUACAAUUCUUCCUCCCGCAUCUCCGCCUCCGAUUUCCUAUAACGAAUAUUCUGAAGAUGAUAGGAUGGAACUUGAUUCGGACGACGAUGUGGACAUUGAUUCAGGAAAGCCGAUAUACAAAAGGUCUAGAGUAUCAACUAAGCACAUAGUCACUCCAGGUGAGAUUGUCACAGAAGAUACACAGUGGAUGAGAGGCCAUGGCACAUAUUAUCCUCCAGAAUCUUCGGCCAUACAUUCGUCCGUUUUUGGAACUAUCCUAAAGACGAAUAAACUUCUGUCUUGUAUACCACUCCGUGCCCGUUAUACGCCAGAAAUUGGAGACCUUGUCGUUGGCCGCAUCAUAGAAGUUCAGCAGCGACGCUGGAAAGUCGAAAUCGCCGCGCCGCUGCUUGCACAACUACCACUUUCCGGUAUAAACUUGCCCGGUGGCAUUUUAAGGCGACGUACAGCAGUGGACGAGCUCAACAUCCGCAGCUUCUUCACUGAAGGUGAUCUCCUGGUCGCCGAGGUGCAGUCUGUGUACGAGAGCGGGCAAGCAGUUCUUCACACUCGAAGCACAAAAUACGGAAAGCUCCGUAACGGCAUGUUCAUAUCUGUCUCCGGUGCUGGAGGCGGUGGGCUGUCCCGUAAAGGAGGCAUUACAAGGUCGAGGCGUCAAGUUUUCACACUAAACACGACACGCGGUGGUGAUCCUGUGGAUGUAAUAUUGGGUGUUAAUGGAUUUAUAUGGGUGAGCAAGCAUGUCGAACCUAAGGAAGAAGUGGGCAUCACUCGAUUGGAGGAGAGUGUUGGACAGGACGUAUACUCAAGUCAAAAUGAUCAGAUCAGUGCAAGUACGAGGAGAGAGAUUGGGAGAGUGGUGGGCGUGAUAAGAUGUUUGGUGGAGGCAGGAAAGAGAGUGGAUGAGGACAUGGUUGUCAAAGCGUAUGGUGCCCUGGCAGAAAUGGACGAUGAUAUGGAUGGUAGUGAUGAGGGUGACUUCUUGGGCGGGGAGAAGGGCAAGAGACUAGCCGAACUCGUCUCCGCUGGGUGAGAGAGUAAUAUUGGGUUCGGUUUCGGGACUUCGAUUUAAAUUUUGCCCCACGACGUCAUGAGCUGGUAAAACUCCGAGGACGAGAUGUAGUUGAAGAGGAAUACAUCUCGUUCAUGCUAUUCGAGCAGUCGAAGUUCACAGAUCGCAGGCAAUCUUUUGACCAAAGAUGUAUCCUUUGGACUCUAGAGAUUAAGCAUGAUUUACCUGAAGAUGGAUGUCCAUAAAAGACGUCAGACUGUUAGAACAAAACUUAGGUUACUAACCUUGUUUUCCAGUAAGUGCUGUCGACAUAGAACAAGAGAAGAUGAUCAAAAUUUUCUCAAUGCUGGUUAAUCAUAGCAUGUUAGUCAAUAUAUGUAGUGGAGGAUCUCAGACGACUGCGUGAGGACGGGAUCUUAAUGACCUUGAUGACCCACAUUUAAGACCGAAUUUGCCUGGGAGGACAAGAGCAAAACCCUGGAGUUUAGGUCUUAGAUUCGUCCUUCACGGAUAUGGAUCAAUAGUACAGCUUGAAUCAUGA